UUGAGGGAGCACGGUUAGGGAUAUAUGUGGAUCGAUUGUAAAAGAACAUAAGACACGCUUCUGUUAGGAGUUCUCUGUUGUAGUGGAUUUAAAAACUCGUCGAAUGUAAAACGAGCGGGAAGAUAUUGACCAGAAAACCGGGAGGGGACUGUGUAAACAAGUUAGCUAAUUUUUUGACAUGGAUUAUGCGAAUAAGAUCUUCUGCAUGGAUGUCUAUUUAGUGAACAUGGAGAAAACAGAAUGAUUCCUGUCGAUCUAAUGAAGAGGACCUGUAAAUAAUCCUAUAGACCAAGGAAUGGGUACAGGAUUCAGUGCGGUAUGCUCAAGCAAACGGUCUGUCAUUAUUUCAAACAGCAUAAAGGCGGUCAGACAGGAUCCGGAUGUGGACUCGGACGACACACCCGUCAGAAUUCCCACCAAACUCCAUGCUUGUGAGUCCCGUGACUCAGGAAUCGUCGAAAACGAGAUUUCCCACUACCUUAGCUACAGUCGCCCGGAUGUGAACAUAGAAGAUGAAAUUUUCGAGGAUGACCACCAGUCUGACAGCGAUAAUUCUAAUAAUUCUGACGAUACAGUGUAUAGACUUGAACAAUUGGAGAACAAACCAUUGCGACCCCAUUCCUGUCGUCUUGGGAACCGUGGUAACACUGCAAAAAAUAGAAAAAAUGAUGAUUCCUAUGUAGAGGAGGACAAAUUAGUGCGUUUAUUACGUCAGUCUAAAUCUUCCAAUCCACAUGCAGACGAUGAUGUGAGUGAUCUAGAUAGAGAGGACAGCUUUUACCAAGGAUUUAGAGUCGAAUCAGCUCGUAGGGGAAAUAAGCGCAAAAGCGCAAAGAGUUGUAAGAGCGAUGGAAAAAGAUCUUCGAAAACAAUUACUGAUUUGAACAGCUCCUCCGAUAAUGAAGACUGGAGCGACUCUGAGUUCUGGACAAUUCCGGACGAGACAGACACGCUUUCACCCGGAAGUAAAGGAAGUGUGAACCGGAAGGGAUGGGUAAUGGAGGAAGACGCCAUCACGCACGAAUCGUCAGGUUCGACAACUCCAACAUCCACAAGAUCGGGACAAACCAUAGACUAUUACAAAAUUGUAAGUGAGAGCUACCAAAGAUAUGAUGCAAAUCUGGCCAAGAAGGCAAGCGAGCGGUCCAUAUCGAGCAUCCUACUAAUGCCAGUUGACGGGUUUCAAACCCCUACUAACUCUGUGGAUUUAUUUGAUACUUCAUUUAAUAGCUUUCCAUUACCAUUCCACUUGCAGCGGCGGAUGGAUGACCUAGUUACGGCCUUCCUAGAUGCCUUGCAAGAACGCCAUGCUCAAGGUAGACUGACCCAGAGUGAAUAUCAAAACGUCAUGAGAAACCUACGUUAUCAGUUGGUGGAGUUUGUUUUCACGUGCAUUACUAGUGACGUCACCCCACGACUAGAGGUCACGGCUGACCCUAACUCUGGUGGAGAAGAGGAGUGGAGUGUUCAAAUUCAAUUAAGGCCCUCCGACGAGCACAUUUUGCAAACAUCUGAAAAACAACUUGCCAGAAAACUAGCAGAGAAGGGAAAUCGUGUUACUCGAGAGGACAUCAUUUACCUGCUUGGAGAUCAUUUGCGGACAAUUGAACAAUUACAGCACGUACGAGACAAUGAACGAUGUUUAACAAGCAAAGCUGAGGAAGAACGAAAGAUCCGGAAUAAGUCUGCAGCUGCAACACGAAAAGACGUUGCCAUGAACCCUAAAAGGAAGAAAACCCCAGUCUCAGAAUCCGGGAAAGCGAUCAAAGCAGACUCGGUUUCUUCUUUUUCGAGAUCAACUCCGGGAACGAAGUCAAAACCCUGUCAUGCCAAACCGCCAAAGAGUCCUCAUAAAGAUUGCCAAGCCGACUCUGACAGUGAUGCUACAAUAGGAAACCAAUCUGAUACAGACUUGAAUUCCCCGGUUACAACGCCAGUUAUGAGAAAAAGCAUGUCAUUGGACGAACGAAAGCUUAAAAAGACCAUUACACCGGCCAUAAAUUCAGCAGACAAUCAAACUGGCCUGGCUUCAGACGUCUCCGGACAGAUUUGGCGCGAACGAGCCAAACUGUCCGCAGACGAUAUUCUCAAACUUCUGAACAACACUCGCGACCGGAUGUGCCGUCAUGGUAACGAAGAGAAGCCAGACAAAACCACAACAAGCAAUGAAAAUACAAGACCUCAUACAGAUGGCACAGGAAACAAUGAACUACUGAGACUAGAUAGGGAGUUUAUCAAAGAAAUACGCCAGCUAAUCCAACGGAAUGCCAUCACGAGAAAGGAUCUAGAGAGCCAAAUAGUGACACAUAUGAAGAAGACGGCAAACGUACGGGUAAAGGCGAUAUCAGUGGGCCCUGCUCCCCUGAAACAUACACGCAGUCUCAAUGAUGCUGUUGGUGACACGCGCGCUGAAUCGUCUGCUAACAGCAACAGCAGCAGACGAAGUGAGCCUGACAUGCGCAAAUGGAGGAAAGACCUAGAUGAGAAUACCAGACAGAAUGGGAUAAUGACCCAGAGAGUGAUGACGGGGAAAAGACGAGCAGGUGCCCCUCAGAUGACGGGACUAGCGCCAAUGGAGCCGCUGUCUGAAGGGGCAGAGGAGCAUCAUAUACUUACUAGAGUAGAAGAGAUUGAAGGUAAAAGUAGUGUAAAGAGUCGUCCGGAUAGUGGAAUAGCUGUCAGUAUGUCUUCCGGAAGUUACUCAAGCUACUCCAGCUCUGAAGCCACCAAGGAACCGGAAACAGACGACAUCGACGAAACUUGUUUAACAGAAACACCCGAGAUGAUUGAUCGCGUGGAGAAGGUGAAGCCUGAAAGUCAUAGUGAUGUAAAAAGCCUCGUUGCUGCCAUAACUAAAGGUCUCAUGACACAACAACUAAAAGCACACGCUCUCUACUGCUGGUUAACAAGUCUCGACCUCUGUAAGCUUCCAAAGGGCAAACAUAAAGCAACAUCUCCUGCUACAAAGGUGAAGAUGUUAGCUGAUAAAAAGAUGACAUAUGCACAAUUUUACCAGGAGCUUUGCAAGGCGGCAGGAAUAAAAUGUGAGAAAGUGGAAGGAUAUGUUAAGAGCCAGGACUAUUUGCCAGGAAACACUGUUCAGUCAUCUAAAUUCCAGCACACGUGGUGUGCUGUUCAGUUAGAUGGACAUUUCCGAUUGGUUGAUCCUCAAUAUGGCGCCAAACGUGAUAGAGAUAAUAAACACGAAAGAUUCUAUAUGGAUCACUAUUUUAUGACGUCACCUGAUAACUUUUUGCUUUCUCAUUAUCCUAAAGAAAAGAGGUGGCUUUUGAUGAAUCAGACCUAUUCAAUUGAAGGAUUUGAGUCCAUGGUCAAAACUUGGCCAGCCAUGUUUCACUUUAAUAUCCGUCCAUUAAGCAUGAAGUCUGUGAUUCGGACUUACGAUGGCAAACUCAGCAUUACUGUUUUACUCAGAAACGUUGCUGUGAAUCCGUCCCUAGAGUAUUCUGGUCCAGGACCGGAACUUGAUGCAUAUAGUUUGAAAGAGAACAUUAUUGAGGAAAUAAGAGACGCUGAAAACGCCGAAACCUUCCAUAUCACUUUGCCACAAGAAGGAAACUAUUAUUUUACUUUAGACGCCCAUGUUUUGGAGGUUGAGGUUGAUGUGCCAGUAUUUCAGUGUCGAAUUGAAUAUGUCGAUGAAUUGCUAUGAUUUUGCCAUAUUUAGAUAUCAACAUUUAAUAUUACGAAGCAUGAACUUAAAAUCAAAUAUGUGUACGAGACUCGACCAGAUAAAAAUGAGUAUAUCAUCUUCCAGUGAACAAUGUCUUUCUGAAAGACUGUUAUAAUAUAUAAUUGAUUUAUUUUGAUAUGCCCUAGGCAUUGCUUGUUGGAUAUUUAUUGUUGUCGUGUGAAAGAUUUUCCCAUUCGCCAUCCUCAGUAUUUAUUUUCAUCAAAUUUUCAUUGAUAUCACUCUUAAUUUCAAUUCUUUAUAGAAUGUUUUGAAAAAGUGAAAGUAUACUAGUCUACCGAACAGAUAUCCUUAUAUAGAAAAUGAUGAGGGUCAAAUUUUUACCAACAAGUGCUGUGUUAUCAUUUAGCAUUUUGAAAUCAAGCUAGAUUUGCUAGAGAUUGCCUUAUCUGAUAUUGAUGAGAUGCCAAUAGAAUGCACAGCUGAUUUCUGUUUACUUUUUGUGAGUUUGUUAUCAUCCGUAUGAGCGUUUUUGUUAGAAGUGCAUAUUUGGUGCCAUGCAAUAUUUGUUAAGUUUUUUUCUACUUGUGUGUAUAUAGUUAUAUUUUUCCGAAAUCUGGAACAGGGACGGGUUGAAUAUUAUUUUACCUUAAAAUAAUUAGCAUCUUUACCACCACAGUAUUUGAAUAUGUAAAAUAAACGUCUUGAGUGCUCUUGAAGACAAUGUACAGCUAAUUUGUUAUUGACGGACAAUGAAGUGACCCUGAUUUUGUAGUGGUACACUCGCACCGAAUAUUUUUUAACUGUACAUUGUUUUCGCUAUUUAGUGUGUACCUUUUGAUAAAUUUAUAACAAUGUAUUUCGUGUGACUUCCUUUUCUAGUAGAUGAUAGUCGUAACAAAAUUUGUAAUACAUUUCACAUCUUUUUUUUUAUUUAAACACACAACACCGUACCUUUACUAUGGUUUGCCAAAUGCAUGUUUUUAUGUUAUUUUCCAGACACAGGACUGAGGUGUCUGUUGAACUUAACAACUUUUGAAAAACGUGUUGUUGGGCUGGAAAAAAAUUGUUUUGAAAUGUUUGGGUAUGACUUGAAAGAGCACUUGUUAAUCUAAAAA
Molecule: messenger RNA, 4770 nt
Organism: Saccostrea echinata
Lineage: Eukaryota; Metazoa; Mollusca; Bivalvia; Ostreida; Ostreidae
Exons: 13
Coding region: 296-3673 (1125 amino acids)
Source: RefSeq, a predicted model, not a curated record